AUGUGCGCAUGCAGUGGGAGCCAGAGCGGCAGACACCUCUCCAGCUCUCGCAGGCUUCACAUCUUGCGUCCGGCGCGUUUCAGCUGAAAUCUGCUGAAUGGUUACUCUUACUAUGUCACCUCUUUAGACCGUUUUUGAGCUAGACAUUUAUGACAGAAGCAGUUCUGUUUCAUUUUUCCUCUCUUUUUCCUACGUGCAGACACAGUGCACUCGGUUUUGCGCGCCACUCUCGCCCACUGAAUUCGCACAUUUUUGUUGAGUUAUAACGUGCAUGAAUUUAUAUUAAAAUCAUAAUAAAAACAGAAAAAGACGAGGUUUCCAAGGAUGCCGGUGCUGGUUUGGACUAGAUGCUGCCAGUUCUUCAUCCUGCUGCUGGCCCUGGUGAGGAUAGGGGAGGUGGGAGCCAAGGCCAACUCCAUCAAGACCCCCGGGACGGGAGACCUUCCAGCUGCCUCUUCGCACCCCGGGGGGCUCAAGAAGGGCAACAACCCCCUCCAGGUGCACCCCUGCAGCAGCGACAAGGAGUGCAGCGUGGGAAGCUAUUGUCACGCCCCCCAGAAGGCCCCGCCACGGUGUGUCAACUGCCGGAGGAAGAAGAAACGUUGCCAUAGGGACAACAUGUGCUGCCCAGGCAACCGUUGCAGCAACUAUAUCUGUGUUCCAGUCUUGGACAGUGUGCUGCCUCCCCUCAUUCCCACCCUUGAGGACCAGAGUAAACGUCCAGCCAAAGGGACCAGCUGGAAAAAGACGGGAAAGGCGAAGAUUUCCAUUGCUAAAGGCCACGAGGGUGACCCCUGCCUGCGCUCCUCGGACUGCUCCCCAGGCCACUGCUGCGCCCGCCACUUCUGGACCAAGAUCUGCAAGCCAGUGCUGCUACUGGGUGAAGUAUGCACCCGUCACCGGCGCAAAGGCUCCCAUAGCCUGGAACUCUUCCAGCGCUGCGACUGCGCUAAGGGCCUCUCCUGCAAGGUGUGGAGGGAUGCCACCUCUGCGUCCAAGUCCCGCCUCCACGUGUGCCAGAAGGCAUGACGGAUCCAUGCUCUCCCCACCCCUUUUCUUCUCUGCAACGAGACCAGAAAAGUGACAGACCAGAGGGGUGUACAAGAAGAGCUUGUGGAUGGGGAGGAAAUGACCAUAAGGAGAAAUGGACCCCGGUGGACUGAGGGGGGGAAUGGUGGCAGUCGACACUUUGUGGCAUCUGCCAUCGGAUUCUGUGUGGCAUCCACUCAAAAAUAAUUUUUCAUCAGCUAUAACUUGCUACUCAAAGGACUUUUUUGUCUUAAGCCAUAUGUGCACUUCACAGCACGGAAAGGGUACAGCAUCAAAACCAACUUCAGAUGGGAACGUCUCAUGGCGUUUCAGCACCUUCACAUUUAAUCUUCUUAAGAUAAAUUAACAAAAGGCGUUUUAGCUAUAAGAGGACUGAUGUAGGCUGGCUUCCUUUCCUUUGGUUUUUGGCACACAUUUCGUUGUGAAGGACAGAACGCACAGGAUUCAGUCUUUCACACUGCAUGGACUGCUCUGAAAUAUCUGUUCUCACAAGCUUGAAAAAACAUUUUAUAAUACAGAACUUUCAGCCUGAAGAUAUACCCUUCGCUUUUGGGUUUAUUGGAAAAGUAGAAAAAUAUCAAGCUGGCAUAUUAAAAAUGGUUACCUAUAUCUUAAGUCUAACAAUCCAUAACAUUUAAAAGGCUCUCAUAAGAUGUAUGGCAACUGUAAUAAGCUGACUUUUGAAAGCAUGACUAGGUGUCAUUAUGUCAGUGACCUUAGGACACUUAUCAUAAACUGUAAUCUCCUGUUACAGCAGUGCUAUGAAGGCAAUAACAUGUAUAGGUGAAGAAAAGUACAAUUUUUUUUCUCUUUAAGGCCAUAGAUAAAGUUGUAAGUUUCAAACAGUGAAGAAACUAUUAUAAUUCAAACAUAAAACAGAUCGUCUCGAUUUAAGGCACAUAAAAAAAUCAGUCAAUAAAUCUACCGAGCAGUCCCUCUGACCUUACAAUAUAAUUACAAAUUUGUCUUUGUCCUUAAAGUUCAUUGGGAACUUUAUAUGUUCAGACUUUGUCUUGUCAUAGAUGCUCAUGUCAUUAUUUGGUUUAUUUUAUUUUUUAUUUAUUUACAAUUUUGGGAACUGUCUACAUAAAGCUACAUUACCCUGCCUUAUUGGAGUAUAACAUAAAUCAUUCUCAGAACAACUGGUCUAAAUGGUAUCCACAUGACAAAAGGGGCAUUUUGCAAUCUAGAAAAUUCUUGUGGAUCAAGAAUCAAAUGAUCACAUAAUGUUUUUAAAAAAUAAAAAUGCACAUUUGAGUAUUGGACUCACACAUUACCUAUGAAGGAUGUCCCUUAAUUUUGCCCGAAUGUGGCAAAGACAAAUUUUGUCAUUUUAAAUUUUAAUUUAUACUUUGAUUAGUCUCGGUCUUAAAGUUGUAUGAUGUAUAUUUGCACAAACAUUGCCAUCACUAUUCUAGUUCUUUUCAGUCACAUACUAUAUGAUGCUACAGUCAUGCAUUUUCCUAGCAUUUGUACCAUAUUCAGUGUGCAGCACAUUUAUAGUGAUAAUGCUCUAUUAUGGGUUUUUUUCUUUUUCAUGUCACAUUUUUAAAGAACUCAUUCCAAAAACACAAAUAGUAAUUUAGUUAGUUUGUAGCAUUUUUUUUCAUUACAUGUAAUUGCAGCGCUGAUCAGUUUUUUUCAAAGAGGUUCUUGCUAAACAUCUAAUUUUAGCAACAGAGAGACUUUGUAUUUUAUGCUAUAAAUAUUUGGAGAAUAUAACUGAUAUCACAGAAAAAAUAAGCAUAUGAA
This is a messenger RNA of Scleropages formosus (Asian bonytongue), 2802 nucleotides long. Its product is annotated as dickkopf-related protein 2-like. The record is from RefSeq and is a predicted model, not a curated record. The coding region runs from base 325 to 1029 and encodes 234 amino acids. The transcript is spliced from 4 exons. Gene Ontology annotation, cellular component: extracellular region. Gene Ontology annotation, molecular function: receptor antagonist activity; co-receptor binding. NCBI's taxonomy places the organism in Eukaryota, Metazoa, Chordata, Actinopteri, Osteoglossiformes, Osteoglossidae. Gene Ontology annotation, biological process: multicellular organism development; negative regulation of canonical Wnt signaling pathway.